UCAUUAAAUUAAAUUGGUCCCUGGAAGUGUUAGCUGUGCUAACAAGUUCAUCGUUAGAAAAAGAAAUUACUUCCGCGGUAUCUAAUUCACUUGACCGACAUUUUAUACAAUCAUUGACCGCAGAGGUAUUUUCUAAGCCUCAGAGCGAACUUAUCAGUGCCCAACACUUUCGAGAACCAAUUUUUUUAACAUUUAGUCUUUAUUUUGUCAUUAGCAACUCAAAGGUACAGCAACCCCCAUCAGGUAUUAUCAGUGACUCCAACAAAGUCCUAAGGAAUUUGCAGACCCCUCCACUCAUUUCAUCUUCGUCUUUUCAUUUUCUCUUCUGAUUCAUAUUCCUUUUUCUCUUUCUCUCUCUCCCUUUUGCCCCAGCUGGUUUUUUCUGUUUGAGUAGGGAGCAAAAAGGUUCUGCUUUUUCUCUAUACUACAUAUAUAGUUCUUAAGGGGCACCACCUAGCUACUUGGUUUUGCACUCUGGAGCAAGAUAAAAUAGAAAAGUGAACAUUUUUUUGACACUACCAAGUGUUUGUGUAUUUGUCAAACAGAAGAAGAUUCAUAACAAGAGAGAAUGAGUAGUUGUGGAAGAGAAGGUGCUGUGAGGCAGUAUAUAAGGUCAAAGGUUCCUCGUCUAAGAUGGACUCCUGAACUUCACCGUUGCUUUGUUCAUGCCAUUGAAAGCCUUGGUGGUCAUCACAAGGCUACUCCUAAGCUUGUUCUUCAGAUGAUGGAUGUUAAAGGGCUAACAAUUUCACAUGUCAAGAGUCAUCUUCAGAUGUACAGGAGCAUGAGAGGUGAAUUGGGCAGACAAGGUAGGACAAUAUCCUCCCAACAGCAUGGAAACCAAUCUUUUGAAGAACAUGAUGAUGGGUGUGUUGAUCAAGCAAACAAUGAUGUUGGUGUUCAGCUUCAGCACUCUUGUUCAAACCCCAAUAUCAGGAGAGAAUCUGAUUCCUCAUUUGGCUACAGUAAUCUCACAUCUAAAAGAGCUAGAACCAGUUCCAUCUCAGAGAGCCAAAGAAUAUGUGAUGCAGUUCCUAAUCCGUACUGCUUUUAUGACUAUCUGGGUGAACAGAAGAAUGGAAUAAAGGAAUUUUGUGGUGGUUCAAGAUGGCAGCAGAUUAAGACACAACAACCUCAUUCCACACCAUUCCCUCUGCUACCAGAUUUUCCUAAUCUCACUUCAUUCAAAUGUCCAAACCAAGAAUCUGAUUUUCUUCAGGUUACUAAAUUAAAUGAUAGAAAGAUCACUUCGCAGCCAAUUAAUGUACUUGAGAACAGGGAGAAGGCACAUGCAGAAGUUGAAGGUGUAGGAGGAGGAGGAUAUAAUGAGUUGUCAUUAUCACUUACAUUACCAAAUCCUUCACCUCAGAGAAGUAAUGGUUCUUGGGGCAGUGAGAUCAGUGAGGCAAUCUCAUCAUACCCUGGGUUUAGCAACUACAAGGACUGCUCUAGUUCAUCCACUGUCAAAGAAAGAGUCAAUUUGGACCUGUCUUUGGCCAUAUGUGGCAAUUGAUUUGAUGCUCUCAAUUGUGACAUGAUAUAUUUUAGGCAUAAUCCACUCUAGGACUUUCUUCACUCCCUUAGUUUACAAUUUUGGUAAUUUUUCUUUGUUUGAACCGGGUACCUUUUCUGUCAGCAUUUUAAUUAAUUACUUUAUUAGUCUAUAUAUAUAUAUUUG
Messenger RNA from Lotus japonicus, 1678 nucleotides. Its product is annotated as putative Myb family transcription factor At1g14600. Bases 569 to 1513 code for a protein of 314 amino acids. The transcript has 6 exons. NCBI's taxonomy places the organism in Eukaryota, Viridiplantae, Streptophyta, Magnoliopsida, Fabales, Fabaceae. The record is from RefSeq and is a predicted model, not a curated record. Gene Ontology annotation, molecular function: DNA-binding transcription factor activity; DNA binding.